AUGGCAGCAGAAAAUGAGGUGAUCGGUGUUCAUUCCGUUGAAUCAAGGAAGGAACUGAUCCAGAAGGGAACUGAAUCCAAAAAACUGUGCGGUCCGUGUCGUUUUAUUGCUCCAAUUCUAGCAGAGAUUGCUAAGAAGACACCUGAAGUCAUCUUCCUCAAGGUGGACAUUGACGAAUUAAAGAGUGUUGCAGAGGAAUGGUCUGUCGAGGCUAUGCCAACCUUCUUAUUCUUGAAAGAAGGCAAGGAAGUGGAUAAGGUAGUUGGUGCUAAGAAGGAAGAGCUGCAGCUGGCAAUAACCAAGCAUGCAACAGCUGUUGCUACUGCUUAA
Vicia faba (fava bean) is the source of this 330-nucleotide messenger RNA. The record is from the annotation of a GenBank genome assembly. NCBI's taxonomy places the organism in Eukaryota, Viridiplantae, Streptophyta, Magnoliopsida, Fabales, Fabaceae.